AUGCGAGACCUUUGUCCAUCAGAAUUCUACAUUGAUAAAACUGGACGUCAGUUUCGUGUCAUAAUUCUUUCAAAUUCUUCUAAAAAUCUUCGUAAUCAAACACCUAUUCUCAAUCCUUUGCCAUUCUACUCAGAUCCUCCUAAUCGUCGUCCAAAUGGUCUAACCAUUCAACCCGUUCAUAUGUCUCUGACAGCAUCACAGAUGUCAGCGUUCUCUGCCCCGAAUAGUAGUUCAUUGGGAAACAAUGUUGGUACUGGUGCUUAUGGUAAUCAUAAUAAUAACAAAGAUUGUAGUCCAAUUGUUGAUUCGGUACAGGAAAAUCUAACGUUAACACCAUUCAGCGUUGGUAAUUCAAUGCCUCCAAGUUCUUUCCAAAGUUUUAAGGCUAAUCACUUGAAUACUUUGACAGAAUAUUGUGUUUAUUUAUUCAUAUACACGAAUAUUAACGAGCUUUUAGAAUGUUGUGAACUAAUUAAACAUGAAUCAUCAAUUUCCACUGUCCAAAAGCCGAUAAAAGUUUUGGCUUACUUAUACUGCAGUAAUUAUGACGCACUUGAAGAAAGAAAUGUAAUCCUCUCUGGACUAAUGGCUUCAUCGCGUUUUAGAAUACCUUAUUUGGCUGUAAAUUCUGAAUCAGUAGCAGUGUUUCUGGAUAAUCUCCUCUACUUAACAACUAAUACCCAGAUAGAAAAAGAUCAAACAACAUAUACUUCCAAUUCUAAUAUUUCUUUUAUUGACUGGAGAAGUUUCAUAAAUGUUGAUUAUUUAUCCAUUCUUACAGAAUUCAUUUGUCUAUCAGAAAACUUUAUGGAUAAGCUAAUUACAGAAGAUAAAUUCCAAUUUGUCGGACUAUUAACAGCGUUAAUCCUGUCAAACUGUAAUAUGGUAUCCGGUUGUACUGAUUCACAUAGUACAAACCGCAAAUUAUUCUUUGUACCUUCAACAAUUUAUCGCGAAGAUCCGCAAUCGUAUUGUAAAAGUAAAAAGAAUUCCUCAUGCAUUUACGUGCAUUUUGUACAAUUGGACGAAGUUAUUGAAUCCGUUUUAUGCCAGUCUCCUACGUUCUCAACGGCUUAUAGUCCUCGUGCCCUACUUAUCCACUAUUCUUCAUCUUCCUGGUCCGAAGUUGGAAUUGAUAUUGAAGAUUCUCUCAAUAAACUUUGCUCUGCAUUUGAUUUAAAUACUUUUAGUGAAUACAAGUUCACUCCAGUGAUAUUACUUGUCGCGUUUCACUCAGGAUCUUCUCAACAAAUCCCUGUAGAAGCUGAAGGCAUUAUCCAUGGGUUAAAACUUAUUCAACGCUUAGCACAUGACUAUAGUUGCCCACUUCUUUUACCAUCAUCAGAAUACGAACCAGUGAAGGUACAAUUUAGAAAAAAUUCAAUCUCUUCUGGUGUGUCUACAGAAUGUGAAAGUGACCACAUCAACAUGUGCGAAAAUAUUCAGUCUAUAAAAGAUAGUGCAAAAUUUUCAUUGGGUUUUUUAUCUGUUUCUCGGUCGGAUGAUGUAAGAGCUGAACUGUACAAACGCAUUUUUGACGGAGAGUUCAGCAGUUGGUACUCUAGUUUCGAAAUGACUAAAAAUCUAUCUGAUAACUCGGUUUGUUCUAACGUCGUUGCCAAUAAUAACAAUUACUUCUCAAACACACACACAUCAAAAUGUUCAACAUCCUCAAAAAGUCCCACCGAAAAACCACAAUUUGCACUUGAUUCUCAACAUGUGAGCUCUAUCUGUUCAUCAAUCCUCCAUAAUCCACCAAACGAUGUAAUUACACUUCCUUGGCUUCCUCUUAGUCCAACUGAUGCAUUUAGUUUCCAGAGUUUAAGGUCACUUACAACUCAAAACUCUUUUUCUAGAACUCCUUGUCUGGAAACUACUCAUGCAAAUAUUAUUCAAACACUUGACAAUCAUAGGCAACUGUCUCGAUCAAAUAUACUCAAUUCUACAGAGUGUGGUAUCUUACCUUCGACAAUAUGUGAACAAAUGUGUCAGAUGUCUCAGGCUGGUGUAUUUUGUUCAGUAUGUCCACAGUCAUGUUCCACAGCUGUCCCUUUACCCAGUAUUAACUCUUCUGUAGAAGAGUAUUACGCCGAACUUCCCAAAGUAACUCAAUCAGUUACUUUAGAACUGGAUUCACGUCGUCCUCAUCCUAAUCGACCUAAAAGACCUCAUCCACGUACCGAUUCCGCUCAUUCUCAUUCACCGUCUCCGUUAUUAUCCAACGACCAAAAUUUAUUACCAACAACCACAGCUUUCAAUCAGUCGAUAACUGACCUGUGUUCUAGAAAUGAUCUGUCCCAUAUUAAUGGUCACCAAACAUUAGAUAAUGGUUCAACCGUUUAUGCUGAAGUUAACGAUGCCUUCGUUUACAAAACACUUCCUCAUUGUUCUUCAUCAGGUUUCAUUCCUACCAAACUAUCCUCACUUGUAGAUCAUUAUGAAUUAACAGAUUCUGUACAGCAACUUAAUAAUUUAACUUUGUAUCCGAAUCUUUCAAAUUCUCCGUACACCUCCAAAAUCCGUGAUAAUACUCAUGUAAAUGGCUCCCUUGUUUUAAAUAAUACACGCGAAAUGUGCCAUUCAAAUUCAUCGCGCGUGAAUCCAUUGUCGAAUAUCUUUUCGCAAUGUAAAGCUUCUGCUGAUGCUUCCUUUGGAAGAACUAGCUUGCAGUUUAAUCCGAGACAUACAAACUUACCAGCUCUGCCUUCGAACGAGAUUUCAACCUCCAUAUCAACUCAUUCAGAUUCAAAUUUCUCGUCGCUUCCAUUUUUUUGUAUGCCUACUCAAGCGACACGUUCCGUUUUAUGCCCCUCUUAUUCCAACAGUUGUUCCACCCCAUUAUGUUCUUGGUCUACAUGUAGACAGCACGCGGUAAAUUUCAGUAGAUUUUCGAGAGUACCAAAUGUUUCGGCUUCUGGCUUGCAGUGUGCUCCAAAUACUUCUCCCCUCAAAUCUUCUACGUUUCUUGGACAUGUGAUGCCCACAGAAGUCCCGUGCGAAUCUCUCCCUGUUUCUCAGUUGAACCAAAAAAAAAAAUUGACUUAUGUUGUUGAUUCGGCUGUCACUAACAUAUCACCUGUUACAUCCGACUUGUCAAAUAAUCGAAAACGAUUUCCACGGAAUAUUUUAUCCAGUGCUAUAAAGCGAUAUAAUAUUUGGUCACGAUAUAUGUUGAACAAUAGUCAUAACUCAAAAACUUAA
Messenger RNA from Schistosoma mattheei, 3201 nucleotides. The record is from the annotation of a GenBank genome assembly. Lineage: Eukaryota; Metazoa; Platyhelminthes; Trematoda; Strigeidida; Schistosomatidae.